GUUUAAGAAAGGUUUCCAUACCUUCUCUCGUUUAUAUUUCACAAAAAAAAGAUAUAGUGGCUUUCAUUACUUUUAUUCUGCAUUACGAAAAUGGUUCGACAAUUGUAGCAGUUUUCAAAAAG
This is a messenger RNA of Dentiscutata heterogama, 122 nucleotides long. Lineage: Eukaryota; Fungi; Glomeromycota; Glomeromycetes; Diversisporales; Gigasporaceae. The record is from the annotation of a GenBank genome assembly.